This is a messenger RNA of Micropterus salmoides (largemouth bass), 1891 nucleotides long. It is a transcript of the gene otpa, whose product is annotated as orthopedia homeobox a. The transcript has 3 exons. Gene Ontology annotation, molecular function: DNA-binding transcription factor activity, RNA polymerase II-specific; DNA binding. The coding region runs from base 71 to 1075 and encodes 334 amino acids. Lineage: Eukaryota; Metazoa; Chordata; Actinopteri; Centrarchiformes; Centrarchidae. The record is from RefSeq and is a predicted model, not a curated record. Gene Ontology annotation, biological process: regulation of DNA-templated transcription; neuron differentiation.
UAUAUUUCUUAAAUAGGUUAAAGUCAUAGAGAUUUUUUUGGAAUAGCACUUCGCCCUGGAGCGGUGCGCAAUGCUAUCUCAUGCCGACCUCCUGGAUGCUCGCCUCGGUGAGUUAUCAUCACCAAACUCCGGUCUUCAACUCUACUGGAUGAAGGAUGCCGCGGCGGAGCUCCUGGGCCACAGGGAGGCUUUGAAGUGCAGGCUCGGCGGAGGGGGACCUGACCCAGGACACUCCGGAGAGCUCGGCCCAGGCUCGGACGGCGUGGAAGGGGCCACGAUGCUCCCGGGCGAUGAUAUUAGCAGCGGCGGAGGAUCCAACACGGUGCAGGUCAACAGCAAAGAGCAGGAUAAACAGCAGCAACAGCAGCAGCAGAACAACAGCUCCAACCAGUCGGCAGCGCAGCAGUCCCAGAAACAGAAGCGGCACCGGACCCGCUUCACCCCGGCGCAGCUCAACGAGCUCGAGAGAAGCUUCGCCAAAACGCACUACCCAGAUAUCUUCAUGCGGGAGGAGCUGGCGCUGAGGAUCGGUCUGACGGAGUCCAGAGUGCAGGUCUGGUUUCAGAACCGACGCGCCAAGUGGAAGAAGCGCAAGAAGACCACCAAUGUCUUUCGGGCUCCGGGGACUCUCCUGCCGACGCACCACGGGCUGCCUCAGUUCCCGUCUGCCGCGGCAGCAGCAGCGGCCAUGGGCGACAGCCUCUGCUCCUUUCACGCCAACGACACCCGCUGGGCUACGGCAGGGAUGCCCGGCGUGUCUCAACUGCAGCUACCGCCGGCUCUCGGCCGCCAGCAGGCCAUGGCGCAGUCCCUGUCUCAGUGUAGUCUCGGCGCAGGGCCGCCGCCCAACUCCAUGGGUCUAGCCAACAUGUCGUCAAACGGCUCCGGGCUUCAGUCGCACCUCUACCAGCCCACUUUCCCCGGUAUGGUACCCGCGUCCCUGUCGGGCCCGACCAACGUGACCGGCUCGCCUCAGCUGUGUAGUUCCCCGGACAGUGACGUCUGGAGAGGGACAAGCAUCGCGUCGCUGCGCCGCAAAGCGCUGGAGCACACAGUAUCCAUGAGUUUCACCUAGUAAGGAGGGCCACCGCAAAGAGCUUUUCUUUCACUCACACAGAAUUCUUCUGCAUUUACUUCUUAUCCAUCCAAUCCAUCCAAACGGUGAACCGGGGAAACUACAAACAGGAUACUGUACACCUGACAUUUUUUCUCCCAAAUCACAAACAAGAGGGAAAACUGAAUCUAUUUAUCAGGCCUGUUGGUCUUUAUCAAGCUAGGACUGGUUCUGUUUUAAGCUUUAAUUUAUUAUUUCGCAUGUAACCUAUGCCAACUAUUUAUUUGAUUAUUUAAAUUCACUUAUUUGUUUGUUCUGUGUUUAUUUAUUUGGUACAUGCAGCCCUGGCCUUUAUUGUUGCAGGGUUUUCAGUGACAUUUGCUUGGUGACUGACAUUUCUGAAGACAAAUUCUGUGGAUACUAUGAAACACAAAACUACUUACAGAUUCCCUUCUCCACCUGCUGCACAGAAUGCAACUAUGAGGAGCCAAAAAGAGGAACAGUGGAUGUGCAGAAACAAGACACCUGGAGGUUUAAAAGAUGAUGAGGACAUGAAAGAUUCACCAGAAGAGAGAAGGAAGCUGAUUUGACAAGAAUCAGGACAACAUGGAAGAGGACUUGACUGCAUGUGCUGUUCAAGGCAAAAAAAACAUGGGAAAUACAAUAAAUUAAGACAUGGAAACUGACUUAACUAUAAUCUGUUAUAUAGGAUGUUUUGUGUAGCGGAAGCACUCUUGUUCCCAUUUGGUCAGUUUGUGAUAACUUAUGUUUCCAAAAUUAUGUCUGUGCUGAUUAUCAAAUACUUGACUUUCUUAAAUGUUUGAAUCAUUUUGUUCC